AUGCUGUCAACUGUGCGCCUUAUGAAGAAUCCCGUGAUGGUCAUGGGGUCGCGUGCUCUCAGCGUACCUUCGUUCAACCCGGACCUGAAGUCUCAAGCUAUCAAACCUAAAAAUAUUAAGUACUUCAAGGUUUAUCGCUGGGACCCAGAGUCGAAAGAGAAGCCUUACCAGUGCACAUACCCUGUGGACUUGGACGAAUGUGGGCCGAUGGUAUUGGAUGCAUUGAUCAAGAUUAAGGCUGAACAAGACCCGACACUGACGUUUCGCCGCUCGUGUCGUGAGGGAAUUUGUGGCUCGUGUGCUAUGAAUAUUGACGGAGGAAACACGUUGGCAUGCCUAAGUCCGAUUAAGAAGAAUAAGGACGUUACUAGCAUCCACCCACUUCCACACAUGUAUGUCAUUCGCGACCUCGUGCCAGAUAUGAAUAACUUUUACGAUCAGUAUACAUCCAUCAAGCCGUGGCUACACUCGGACAAGCCACGUGAUGUCAAUCAUGAGCACCUACAGUCCGUUGAAGAUCGUAAAAAGCUUGAUGGCAUGUACGAGUGCAUCCUCUGUGCAUGCUGUAGUACCUCGUGCCCUAGCUACUGGUGGAACCCCGACAAGUACCUUGGACCGGCUGUGCUGAUGCAGGCAUUCCGUUGGAUUGAAGACUCGCGUGAUGACAAGACAGAGGAGCGUUUACGCGCGCUAGAUGAUUCGUUCAAGCUGUAUAAGUGUCAUACUAUUAUGAACUGCACACGCACUUGUCCGAAGGGUCUUAACCCUGCUCAGGCUAUCGGAAAGAUCAAAACUCGGCUCGCCAGUAUGCACUAA
This is a messenger RNA of Plasmopara halstedii, 816 nucleotides long. Its product is annotated as succinate dehydrogenase. Gene Ontology annotation, molecular function: 2 iron, 2 sulfur cluster binding; electron transfer activity. NCBI's taxonomy places the organism in Eukaryota, Oomycota, Peronosporomycetes, Peronosporales, Peronosporaceae. The record is from RefSeq and is a predicted model, not a curated record. The coding region runs from base 1 to 816 and encodes 271 amino acids. The transcript is spliced from 5 exons. Gene Ontology annotation, biological process: tricarboxylic acid cycle; aerobic respiration; respiratory electron transport chain.